This is a messenger RNA of Mauremys mutica (yellowpond turtle), 3085 nucleotides long. RefSeq names its product 5',3'-nucleotidase, mitochondrial (gene NT5M). Bases 296 to 1048 code for a protein of 250 amino acids. Gene Ontology annotation, molecular function: 5'-nucleotidase activity. The transcript is spliced from 5 exons. Lineage: Eukaryota; Metazoa; Chordata; Testudines; Geoemydidae. Gene Ontology annotation, biological process: pyrimidine deoxyribonucleotide catabolic process. The record is from RefSeq and is a predicted model, not a curated record.
GGCCAGAUGUGCCCCGCUCCGCGCCCCCUUGCCCCCGCCGUGCCCCCCGCAGCUGGCCAGAUGUGCCCCGCUCCGCGCAGGCAGGGGCAGCCCGGCCCCUCCUCUUAGCGGCCGCCGGCUCGCUUGUUGGCCGCAGAGGGCGGAAUUUAUUCUGCGCCAGGAUCAUCCGCCCGCCGCCGCUAGCGCCCGGGGGUGGAUUCGGCUCCCCGCGGUAGCAUCUGGGGCGGCGGGAGAUGGAGCCUCGCGGCUUGCCGGGGAUGGGGGUGCGUGGGACCCAGGUUCGGCUGUGCCCGUCAUGAUAUCCCAUCCCAUCCCCAUCCCCAGCUCGGCCAUGGUUUUACUGAGCAGCUUUUUGCACCUGCACUCCAGGCACUGCGGCCCCUUCACCGCGCUGGGGCUGGGCAGGGCUCCCCGCUCCGGAGCCAGGUCGUGCAGUGCCAUGUGCAGGCACCUGCGCGUCUUGGUGGACAUGGAUGGGGUGCUGGCGGACUUCGAAGGAGGAUUCUUAAAGAAGUUCAGGGCCAGGUUCCCAGAGAAGCCGUACAUUGCCCUGGAGGAUCGCAGGGGCUUCUGGGUGUCGGAGCAGUAUGGCCAGCUGAGAUCUGAGCUGAGUGAGAAAGCCAUCAGCAUAUGGGAGUCAAAGAAUUUCUUCAUUGAGCUGGAUCCAAUCCCAGGGGCUGUGGAAGCCGUGAAGCAAAUGGCUAAAUUGGAAAACACUGACGUGUUCAUCUGCACGAGCCCGAUCAAGAAGUACCGUUACUGCGCAUAUGAGAAGUACGCCUGGGUGGAGAAACAUUUUGGCCAAGAAUUUCUGGAGCAGAUUGUCCUAACGCGAGAUAAAACUGUGAUCUCUGGCGAUCUGCUUAUAGACGAUAGACCAGAUAUAACAGGAGCCGAGCCGAACCCCAGCUGGGAGCACGUUCUCUUCACAGCCUGUCACAAUAAGCACCUGCAGCUGCAGCCCCCCAGCAGGAGGCUCCACUCAUGGGCCGAGGACUGGAGGGCGAUCCUGGACAGCAAACGGCCACCGCCCGGCCGGGCCAUUUAAAGUGACAGGCUCCUGAGGCUGCCUCCUUAGCUGAACGGAGCGCUCUGUGGUGUCCAGCUCCGGGCUGAAACCCGCAGACAGACAACCUGGCUGGGCAGAGUAAGGAGAGGGGCCCUGGCAGGGAGAACAGGGCCAAAGGGGGAUCGUGUUCAUUAAGCUAGAGGCCAUUGGGCCAUGUGUGACUGGGCCACCAUGAAGAACAGGAAGAUUCUGGGCCCAUCCCACCACAGGAAGCCCUGUCUACUGUGUGUCUCCUUUGCGCUCAGCUCUGUUUAACUCAGUGGCAUGUUUAACUAUUGGCGUCUGUAGCCACUGGUGACCCCAAAUGUAGCGUCUCCGAUGGAUUCACCUCUCAGCUCGUUACCCGGCGUCCCCUGGACCUGCUUAAUGGUGCCAACUAACUUUUAAAUACGCCCCCAUCUACACUGAGUUGGAGCACUGGAUCAGCAGCCAGUACUGUCCUCGGGUUUGCCCUAGAGGACUGUCAAAAUCCUUCCUCCUCCACCCAUCCAGAGGCAGAGGAGCGGGUUUCCCUUCCCUCAGUCCCCAGCCUGGCUCGUCUUCAUUCUUCGGCUCACCUGCUGUCACCACUCCAAGGGGAGCCUCUUCCUGCAGCAGCGUUUGCUUUUCCUCACAGCUGUGAAUGUGCCUGCCGGGACUGCCUUGCGGGAGCGGCUGGGGGAGCAUUGUUAAACACGGUGAAAAUCAGGGUCAUGUUACUGAUUGGAGGACUGGGGCAACCCCACUUCGAUCAGCGGGAACCCGCGUCCGCUCUGCUACUCUGAGAGGCUCAAACUGAUUUGGGCUGUAACCUGGCAGCACCGUCUUUGGAAAGCGCUCGGAUGGCAGCCGUGCAUUGGCAGGGGUCACUGUAGGGAGAGAUGAGCUUUCACAACUGCUCCCUAGGGCUUCCUCGUUCCAGACGAGCGAGGCAACAACUCUGGCCCAACAUUUCCUUCCCCCAUAGAUCAGAGGUGGUGGAACAAGCCACCCCCCCGGCUCGAGGUGGUUUCCAUUGUUCACAGGGUUACAGUUUAGUAGUUCAAUGCCCCCCCACUAUAAAAAUUGUUCCAGGGCCCCUGCAAUAGAUAAGAGAUUGGGGAGCCCCUAAUGAGCUGGAAGUUAUCCCUGGGCGAUCACUUCGCCUCCCCCCACCGUGGUUUUGGAGGCUCUUCUCCCCGACUCAAGACAUAAUUCCUGGGUGGCUGGGGUACCCCAUCACAGCCGUUAACUCCAGAGGGCAGCCCCUUGAUUUGAGAUGGUCAGUGUCGCCCGGCUGGCCUGCCUCUCACAGCUGUGCGGCACAUCCGGGAUCAUGGUUCAGCCCAAGCACCAACAAGUGGCUCUGCCCUCCCAUUAAUCCUUUCCCCAGAGGCUGGCUAGUAGGCAUGGGCAAGCCAAUGGAGCUGAGAAGAGAGAGGUGGAUACAAUAGGCAGGGUCUAGCCCGAGAGGUGCGGUUAACAGCCCGAGCACAGGAUGGGGAGCCAGGAGCUCAUGGGUUUUUGUCAUGGCUCUUCCACUGAUCCCCUCUCUAGUUACAGGCAAAUCACUGUGCCUCCCUGUGCCCCCACUUGUAUAAUGGAGAUGUCAAUACCUCUCGGGGUGAUGAGGGGCUGGAACAACAGCCAGCCUGAAAUCUUUGAGGUGUGUAGGCUGUUUCCUGCGCACAUUGGGAAGAGGGGGUGAGGGGAGGGGCUAUGCUAAAAGACGUUGCGGUAGCCACAGUUCGUCACUGGGUGCCCAAGUGUUCUCUUUCGCACUGAAAUAUCGACCAGCAGCAGAGUUCGGAGGGGCCAGUGACUGUACGCAUUGAUAAAGCCAGAGCCUGGGUGGACCUCAGCAUUGGAGUUCCACAGCAGGAUGGACAUAACCUGCCAUCGCAGUUGGAAGAAAAAGCUCAAGGCUGCACUAGUCGGUACCUCUCCUCCCUCCAUCAGGCAUCCAGAGAGCCCAGGGCCCUGCCAGCAGGGGCGGCUCCAGGCCCCAGCACGCCAAGCGCGUGCUUGGGGUGCUCUGCCCGUCACCAGGAGGGCGGC